UUGCGUAGGUAGACACGUCAUAAACACCAAGAAAAGCUAGUGUUAUAUAAACACCAAGAAGAGCUACGCAGAACAAUCAAGAAACAAUACAUGGAGCUUAACGUAGUGCAAGCCAUGGCAGCUGUCCUCAUGGUGCUAGUAACCACGAGAGCGCUAUGGUAUCUGCUUUGGAGGCCGUAUGCCGUGGCCAGGUGGUUCCGACGGCAGGGCAUCAGAGGUCCGCCUUACAAUCUCCUGGUUGGGUCCCUGCCGGAGUGCCAGAAGAUGAUUGUCGCCGGGAGAGCCAAGGAUCUGGACACCAUCUCCCACGACUGCAUCACUACCGUGCAACCCUUCUUCCAGAAAUGGGCCUCCAUGUAUGGAAAAACAUUCCUAUACUGGCUGGGGCCGACACCAGCACUGUGCUCUACGGACAUGGAGCUGGUGAAGAAAGUGUUAACCGACAGGACGGACAUGUUCCAAAAAGACUACUCAAAUCCUAGCCUGGAAGCGGUUCUGGGGAAUGGGGUUGUAUUUGCAAACGGACACGACUGGAAGCGGCGGCGCAAAUUCAUCCACCCGGCUUUCAACCAAGAGAAGAUCAAGUCCAUGUCAGCAAUAACGUUGGAGUGCACACAGCAGACAAUGGAACGGUGGCGCAACAGGCAGCAAGCCGAGAUAGACAUGAUGCACGACUCCGACGAGAUAGCCAUGAGUGUCAUUGCGAGAGUGAUGUUGGGCAAGUGCUACAAGGAGGCCUGGGAGGUGUUCAUCGCCGGAAAGGAGCAGCUGAAGCUAGCUACUUAUGCGUUUGCGGAGCCUCCGGUACCUGGAUUAUGGUACCUGCCAACACGUCGCAACCGUCGGGCAUGGUAUCUUGACAAGCUUGUGAAACAUAAGAUCUCACAGAUCAUAGAGGCGCGACUCGCUAGCGGCGUCUACGAAGAUGACCUGCUCGGGCAGAUGCUGCAGCUGCAGCUGCAAACAUGUAGCAGCGGCAGCACCGAGACCCUGAGCACCGAGGAGAUGGUUGGCGAGUGCAGGACUUUCUUCGCGGCUGGGUACGAAACCAGUGCCAGCCUCAUUACCUGGGCGAUGUUCCUGCUCGCCAGCUACCCACGGUGGCAGGAGAUGGUCAGGGAGGAGGUCGUCCGG
Triticum dicoccoides is the source of this 1134-nucleotide messenger RNA. Its product is annotated as cytochrome P450 709B2-like. Gene Ontology annotation, molecular function: iron ion binding; heme binding; monooxygenase activity. The transcript is spliced from 4 exons. NCBI's taxonomy places the organism in Eukaryota, Viridiplantae, Streptophyta, Magnoliopsida, Poales, Poaceae. The record is from RefSeq and is a predicted model, not a curated record. The annotation marks the transcript as partial.